Molecule: messenger RNA, 75 nt
Organism: Spirodela intermedia
Lineage: Eukaryota; Viridiplantae; Streptophyta; Magnoliopsida; Alismatales; Araceae
Source: the annotation of a GenBank genome assembly
AUGAAGAAGAGCUUUACAGAUGCCCCCCCCCCCCCCCCCCCCCUUCCCCCACAUCAUUUUAAAGCAAACAAUUGA